AUGGAGGAUCUCACUUUUGCAAUAAAUCGAGAAGCCCUAGCAAAAUAUGGAGUGAAACAACACAAACUGGCUACUCCAUACCACCCGCAAACCAGUUGGCAAGUGGAGGUGUCGAAUCGUGAAGUUAAUGCCAUCCUAGCUAAGACAGUUAAUGCUAGCCAAAAAGACUGGUCCCAAAAACUUGAUGAUGCCUUGUGGGCGUACCGAACUGCUUUUAAGACACCCAUUGGCAUGUCACCAUUUCAGCUGGUCUAUGCAAAAGUGUGUCAUUUGCCAAUAGAGCUGGAACACAAGGCUUUGUGGGCGUUCAAGAGGUUGAAUUUGAAUUGGAAGGAAGCAGCAGAGAUGCGACUGGGGCUUAAAUUAUUCCCAGGAAAGCUGAAAUCUAAGUGGUCAGGUCCUUUUAAGGUAAAUCAAUUACACUCAUCCAGAGUGGUGGAACUUGAAAAUGGAGAUGGCAGUACAUUCAAGACACAAGUGAUCAGGGAGGAAGCCAAAGAAAGGAAGAAGAAAUUAGCUGAAAUUUGGUGCAAAUGA
Molecule: messenger RNA, 537 nt
Organism: Capsicum annuum
Lineage: Eukaryota; Viridiplantae; Streptophyta; Magnoliopsida; Solanales; Solanaceae
Exons: 3
Coding region: 1-537 (178 amino acids)
Molecular function (GO): nucleic acid binding
Source: RefSeq, a predicted model, not a curated record